Messenger RNA from Haliaeetus leucocephalus (bald eagle), 3708 nucleotides. RefSeq names its product MAM domain containing glycosylphosphatidylinositol anchor 2 (gene MDGA2). The transcript has 16 exons. The coding region runs from base 1 to 2835 and encodes 944 amino acids. Gene Ontology annotation, molecular function: protein binding. Gene Ontology annotation, biological process: homophilic cell-cell adhesion. NCBI's taxonomy places the organism in Eukaryota, Metazoa, Chordata, Aves, Accipitriformes, Accipitridae. The record is from RefSeq and is a predicted model, not a curated record. Gene Ontology annotation, cellular component: plasma membrane.
AUGACGCUCACCUGGUUUCUCUCUCUGGGUCUUGCAGCCCCCCCCACUGUGCGGAUCGUGCACUCGGGCCUGGCGUGCAACAUCGAGGAGGAACGCUACUCGGAGCGGGUCUACACCAUCCGCGAGGGCGAGACGCUGGAGCUGACCUGCCUGGUCACCGGCCAUCCUCGGCCACAGAUCAGGUGGACCAAAACAGCAGGAAGUGCCUCUGACAGAUUUCAAGACUCGAGUGUCUUCAAUGAAACCCUGAGGAUAUCCAACAUCCAGCGACACCAAGGAGGACGCUACUACUGCAAGGCUGAGAACGGCUUAGGUUCGCCAGCCAUAAAGUCCAUAAGAGUGGACGUGUACUAUUUGGAUGAUCCAAUAGUAACAGUCCACCAGAGCAUUGGGGAAGCAAAAGAGCAGUUUUACUAUGAGAGAACAGUGUUUCUCAGGUGCGUUGCCAACUCCAAUCCGCCUGUUCGGUACAGCUGGCGCCGCGGCCAAGAGGUAUUGCUGCAAGGGUCUGAUAAAGGAGUGGAGAUCUAUGAGCCCUUCUUUACCCAGGGAGAAACAAAGAUCCUGAAGCUGAAGAACCUCCGACCUCAGGACUACGCAAACUACAGCUGCAUCGCCUCGGUGAGGAAUGUCUGCAGCAUCCCUGACAAGAUGGUGUCCUUCCGACUCUCGAAUAAAACAGCAUCCCCUUCAAUUAAGCUUCUUGUGGAUGACCCGAUAGUGGUGAACCCUGGAGAAGCCAUCACCUUAGUCUGUGUGACGACAGGAGGGGAGCCAGCCCCCAGCCUGACGUGGGUGAGGUCUGCCGGCAUCCUGCCCGAGAAGACGGUCCUGAACGGCGGCACUUUAACGAUACCUGCCAUCACGUCAGAAGAUGCUGGCACGUACAGUUGCAUUGCCAAUAACAAUGUUGGAAAUCCUGCGAAAAAGUCUACCAACAUCAUCGUAAGAGCCUUAAAAAAAGGACGCUUUUGGAUCACCCCUGACCCAUAUCACAAAGAUGACAACAUCCAGAUUGGGCGAGAGGUGAAAAUCUCCUGCCAGGUGGAAGCCAUCCCUUCUGAAGAGCUUACGUUCAGCUGGUUUAAAAAUGGACGUCCCUUGCGAAGCUCUGAAAGGAUGGUCAUCACACAGACUGACCCCGAUGUUUCACCUGGCACCACAAACCUGGACAUUAUUGACUUGAAAUUCACUGACUUUGGGACAUACACAUGUGUUGCGUCUCUGAAGGGAGGUGGCAUAUCAGAUAUCAGCAUUGAUGUCAACAUCUCCAGCAGUACAGUCCCACCCAAUUUGACUGUUCCUCAAGAAAAGUCACCCCUGGUCACCCGGGAAGGGGACACGAUUGAGCUGCAGUGCCAGGUGACAGGGAAGCCCAAGCCUAUCAUUCUCUGGUCCCGAGCAGACAAGGAGGUCGCGAUGCCGGACGGGGCGAUGCAGACGGAGAGCUACGAUGGGAUCCUGAGGAUAGUGAACGUGUCCAGGGAGAUGACGGGAACCUACAGGUGCCAGACCAGCCAAUACAAUGGGUUUAACGUGAAACCCAGAGAAGCUUUGGUACAGCUCAUUGUACAGUACCCCCCCGCCGUAGAGCCCACCUUCCUGGAGAUACGGCAAGGCCAAGGUCGGAGCAUCACCAUGAGCUGCCGGGUCCUGAGGGCAUAUCCCACCCGGGUCCUCACCUACGAGUGGCGCCUGGGCAGCAAGCUGCUGCGCACCGGCCAGUUCGACGUCCAGGAUUCCACGGAAUACACCGUCGGCAGCCUCUCCCGCGACAGCUACGGCAUCUACAACUGCAACAUCAUCAACGAAGCGGGCGCUGGCCGGUGCAGCUUCCUCGUGACAGGCAAAGCCUACGCUCCCGAGUUCUACUACGACACCUACAACCCCCUGUGGCAGAACAGACCCCGCGUGUACUCCUACAGUCUCCAGUGGACUCAGAUGAACCCCGACGCUGUGGACCGCAUCCUUGCCUAUCGCUUAGGGAUUAGGCAGGCUGGACAACAGCGUUGGUGGGAACAGGAAAUUACAGUGAAUGGAAAUAUUCAAAAGGGAGAAUUAAUUACCUACAACCUAACUGAGCUGAUCAAGCCAGAGGCAUAUGAAGUCCGUCUAACGCCCAUCACCAGAUUUGGGGAGGGGGACUCAACUAUUCGGGUCAUCAAGUAUAGUGCUCCAGUAAAUCCACAUCUACGAGAGUUCCACUGUGGGUUUGAGGAUGGUAACAUUUGCCUUUUCACUCAAGACGACACGGACAAUUUCGACUGGACAAAACAAAGCACUGCCACUAGAGACACAAAAUACACCCCGAACACGGGGCCAAACGCGGAUCGGACUGGCUCCAAGGAAGGUUUCUACAUGUACAUUGAGACAUCACGCCCCAGGCUGGAAGGAGAAAAGGCCAGACUUGUUAGUCCUGUUUUCAGUGUUGCUCCAAAAAAUCCUUACGGAGCUACGAACACAGCCUAUUGUUUUAGCUUCUACUAUCACAUGUAUGGACAGCACAUAGGAAGUUUGAACGUUUACCUGCGGUUGAAAGGUCAGACCGCGAUAGAGAACCCGUUGUGGUCUUCAAGUGGAAAUAAGGGACAGCACUGGAACCAAGCCCGCGUUAAUAUAAACCCCCCAACUUCAUUUCAGCUCAUAUUUGAAGGGAUCCGAGGUCCUGGCAUCGAAGGUGAUAUUGCUAUUGAUGAUGUAUCAAUUGUGGAAGGAGAGUGUAUGAAAUCAGACCAACCGGCCAACAAUUUACGAUCAGGUGCUGUUGGGACAUUAGCACAUAUACGACUUAUCCCAGUUAUCAUCCUCAUGUCUGUCUUAAGUCAUCAGAGGUGACCUUAUCCUGGCAGAGGCUACAAAAGAUUCACCAGGCACUGGCAUGAAGAAAGAGUCUUUGUAAAAUGGACAUUUAAAAACAAACUACCAAAGAUUCCUCCACUGACUGACUCAAAAGUUAAAUAAAUACAUAAAUAAAUAAAAAAAAAAAAUUAAAAAGCACUGGGGACAUAAAAGGCAUCACGGGAGUGUAACUCACUAUGAACCACACGUGAGAACGAGAUCUGGCCUAAGUAAGGAAGAGACCUUCAGGUGCUUUUGUGGUCAAUAAUGAAUACAGGAUCAUCUGGUUGAACUCUCGGAAAAGAGCUAUAGAAACCCUUGUCAAAGCACAAAGUCAUGGCUGGUUUUGUUUCAAAUGAAUAGUUUGCUUGUUACCAUGGAAACCUAAUGGCCUGCCAAAAAAAAAAAGAGAAGGAGAGAGAGAGGAAAUAAAAAACAAAAACAGAGAGAGAGAGAGAAACACCUCACUGUAAACAGGGUAUGUGAAGAGCUGGCAUUCAUUUUCCCUUCAAGAAGGUUUUUAGUAUAGAGUUAAAUAAUUGUAGGCCCUUUCUACUUUGGCUGUCACCUCCCCUAGAGAAUAACCCUAAAUCAGAGCUGUUUUAAGACAUUUAUGUUUCAUUUCUCAUGGCUAUGCUUGAUAACUGUAUGCUGUCUCCUUUUGCAUGCAUUACUAUCCAGGAUGUGCGACCUGGGCUUACAUAUUACACAGGCUUAUCGGAGUUUGCUUGCGGCCACUCGAACACCCCUCUCCCCUCCCCAACUAAGUCAUCUGUUCUAAUGAAGUGAAGAAACCAAACCACCGUCUUUUAUAAAUUGCCAUGGAAACCAAGUGCCUUCAAUGAAACAAGCCUGAUUUAAAAAAAAAAU